Molecule: messenger RNA, 1623 nt
Organism: Prorocentrum cordatum
Lineage: Eukaryota; Dinophyceae; Prorocentrales; Prorocentraceae
Source: the annotation of a GenBank genome assembly
AUGGCUGACGCUGGCGCUGAGCAGGCCCCAGUCGGUGGCGCCGACGAUGCCGCCGCCGCCCCAGCCUUGCAGGCCUUGCAGGACGUGUCGUCGAUUGGGCCUCCACAGCAAGGCCGCGGAGCCAAGGGGCAGUACGUGUACUGGAUCACCCAGGCGCAUCCGAAGCCGGAGACGGUGGAGCGCCUGGGCCUGAAGACCCCGUCCGACUUCACCAGGGAAGAAUUCAACGCCAUGGUGGUCCAGGUUCACACUGCCAGUGGCGUGACCUUGGAGGAGACGGCUACUUUUCGCGAGCCCCAUGAGAAUGGGCUCCCACACAACAGUUGCUUAGUGCGGUCACUGGCGCAAUACAAGUGGAAGAAGGUAGCGGGAGUGUUCAGACAGAGCCACAAGGCGCACGUUGACUUUGCCACCCACAUAAAAACGUGGGCGGAGGGAGUGGUCUACGGCUGUGUGGCCUCAGACCACAAACAGCCUGAGGCCUUGGACCAAGGCCCCUUGCAGUGGCGCAGAGAUGGAGGAAACCCGUUGCCCUUGAGCGAGUGCCUCCCGAAGCGGUGGCAGAAGGAAGGAUUCGUCCGACACGCGAAACUUACCAGUCUGGCUUUCGGAGACCUUUGCCGGGGGCACAACGUGAAGACGAACGCAGACAUGCGGGCGACGGCGGCUCUUUUGGCCAAGGGCGGGGACCGCGCCAUGCUGGCGUACCUGCACGACAACGACGGGGAGGCGAUGUUCGCCAAGGUGCUCAAGGCGCAGCAGGCCCAGGAGAAGGCCAGGAGGGCGGGGCUCACGCGGGAACAGCUGCUGGAAGAGUGCUUCGUUGGUGGUAAGUGCGGGCGCGAUCGCGAGGGGCUGCGCUACGACAUGAUGAAGAAGCUGCUUCAGAAGAACGGCUUCGACGGCCCCCUCCAGGCCGCGGUGCUCGGCGCGCCGAGAACAGGCAGGGCGAAACAGCGUGCGAUCUGUCUGGUCGGCGCUGGAGACUCCGGCAAGAGCUCCCUCUUCAGGGGCUUGACGCUGGUGCACGACACCUACAAGAGGCCUGACAGGGGGGAGUUCGCUUUCUUGAGCGAUUUCGAAUACAACACAGCUGCGGAGGCGUGGAUGGACUGGUCGUACUUCAAGGACUUCUUGGAGGGCGAGACAGUGAACGUCGGGAGGCCCAAGAACAGAGGCGGCGACGUGAUGCGGGAGGGCACGGCUCCGAUCCUGAUCACUGCGCCCGACAAGAUUAGGCUGAUGCGCGACGGGCGAGAGGACAAGUACGAGACAGACCAGAUGGACAGGCGAAUCCGUUAUUGCUUCUGCACGUACACCGUCCCCACAGAGGAGCGGCAGGAGGCCCUGAAGCAUUGCGCCCACUGCACCGCGAGACUCUACCUUGAGGGGGGGCAGACUCUAGACGCGCCCGCAGCCGAGCCAGCCGAGCCACCGCCAGCAGGGGCCGCGCCAGGGGGGUCGAGGCCCGGGCCAGAGGGCGGCCAGUCCGCGCCCAAGCGGGCCCGCACUGCGGCCGAGUGCGUGGCCGAGCUGGUCGCCAUGAAGGGCCUCCUUGACAACGGUCUGCUGUCCGCGGACGAGUUCCAGCACCUCGAACAUAAUCUCUUGAACGGCAAUUAG